Molecule: messenger RNA, 937 nt
Organism: Saccostrea cuccullata (small rock oyster)
Lineage: Eukaryota; Metazoa; Mollusca; Bivalvia; Ostreida; Ostreidae
Exons: 4
Source: RefSeq, a predicted model, not a curated record
GUUUGUCAACACGGAGAAGAUUGUCGCAGAACAUUGUGCCUGAAACAGCUGAUAUAAUCCUUCAACAAAUCACUUCAAGAUGCUAACAGUUGCUAAACUGAGAGAGAGCAAGGGAAACAAACCGUACUCGCAACCCCUUAAGGUGAAAGUGUGUGGAGUUGGUACUAUUCAAAGGUAUCAAACAGACAAUGGAGAAAAAAAGGAAUGUGCCACAGUUGGACUAGCUGAUUCAACAGAUGCCAUGAAGGGCACUGUAUAUGACACCACGAAACUCAAAUCCCUGAAUGCAGACAACACCGUGAUUCUGAUGAAUUACAUCUACAAGAAUGAAAAUGAACCAACAGUCAUUAUUACCAAAAACACAAAAGUCAUGAAAACAGGAGCCAUGGAGGUUCCACAUGCAACUAUGGAGAAAGGUGCGAGGAUUGCAAAUCCACCACCUGCUAUGACUCGACCCAUUAAGGACAUCAAGACAUUACCUGUGAAGUCCCUGGUCUCUGUCAAGGGCAGAAUUGUGUCUGAGGAUAUGACCAAAACCGUGAAGGUGAAGGGAGUAGAUGUCUGUGUAAAGAGUGUCUCUCUCAAAGACGACACUGACAGUAUUAAAGUUUCCCUGUGGAGGGACUUGAGUGACUCAUCCAUUGUUGGGAAAUACUUGUCAAUAACCAAUGUUGUUGUGACCAACUUCAAUGAAGAGAUCUCUGUUUCAACGACUUCUAAGAGUGUUCUUGAAGAAUGUGAGCCGCCAGUAGUAAAAGUUCAGGGAUCCGUCAUUGGAUUUCAUAAAGCAGAACUCCACAUCUCCCUCCUCAUGAAUGUAAAGGAUGACUACCUAACUUAUGAUGUACCUCUUGAAAUGAUGUCCAAAGCAUUAGAUUGCACUCUCGAAAACUUGGAGAGCGAGAUUGAAAAGAAACUUCCACUCCAGUGCUCUUUU